AUGGUGAUAGAUACAAGUAGAUUUAAUAAAGAGUCAUCAAAUGUAUUGGGAUAUAUAAGUAAUGACUAUCCACUCUAUCAACAAAUAGUAGAUGAGAUUCAACAAGCCUCAAAGUCAUUCGAUACAGCUCCAGUAGCCUCUAAACUAUACAAUGCAAUCGUCAUUGUCUCUGGUGGAUCGGUUAAUCGUGCUGCUAUCGGUGGAUACUUGCAAUUGUUGGUUGAAGGAGGUUCAAUUAUGUUUUAUCAAUCCUCUGAAGACAACCUUACUCUUGAUCUAUUAUGUAAUGGUUUCGUUGAUAUUGCUUCUUCAAAGUUUAAUAAUCUUAAUUUAACAAUUGCAAGUAAACCAGAUUGGAGUUCAGGUGUAACAGAAUCUAUUCAAUUAAAAUCAGGAGGAUGGGGAUCAGCAGGUGAAAAUGAUGUUAUCGAUGAAAAUGAUUUAUUAUCAGAACAAGAUAAGAGUUUAAAACCAAAGACAACUUUGGAUGAUUGUGAAGUUGGAGCCAAAGGUAAAAAGGCUUGUAAGAAUUGUACAUGUGGAAGAGCUGAAAUGGAAGAUGCAGGAGAAGUAAAAGAAAAACCAAAAUUAACAAAGGAAAUGAUAGAGAAUCCAGGUGUUGGUAGUGAUUGUGGAAGUUGUUCACUUGGUGACGCAUUUAGAUGUAAGGGAUGUCCAUAUAGAGGUUUACCAGCUUUCAAGGUUGGUGAAAAGAUCGUUUUACCAGACGACUUUUUAACUGACGAUAUUUAA
Messenger RNA from Cavenderia fasciculata, 753 nucleotides. RefSeq lists its product as uncharacterized. The transcript has 4 exons. Gene Ontology annotation, cellular component: cytoplasm. Gene Ontology annotation, molecular function: iron-sulfur cluster binding. The coding region runs from base 1 to 753 and encodes 250 amino acids. Gene Ontology annotation, biological process: iron-sulfur cluster assembly. The record is from RefSeq and is a predicted model, not a curated record. Lineage: Eukaryota; Evosea; Eumycetozoa; Acytosteliales; Cavenderiaceae.